Molecule: messenger RNA, 950 nt
Organism: Botrytis byssoidea
Lineage: Eukaryota; Fungi; Ascomycota; Leotiomycetes; Helotiales; Sclerotiniaceae
Exons: 2
Coding region: 150-704 (184 amino acids)
Source: RefSeq, a predicted model, not a curated record
GCAUUUCGAACUACAAGUGAGAUAUAAAAGAACACCCUUUCCCACCACCCUGUCAAUAGAUCCAACCAUUCCAAACAUUACAGAACUCCAUUUCGAUCAAAUUUCAUAAUAAGAUUAAGGCUGUACAGCAACGUCAUAUCUCUAUCAAAAUGCCCUACUAUUACUCUUAUCCAUACCCUAUCCACCUCUAUCCGCAUUACGUCCCCAUAGCACCUGUCUACCCAACCACAACAGUAACUACAGUCUCCGCCCCAGUAAUCCAACAAACGCCAGGGUUUAAUCCACUUCACGGACAAGAUCCCGGUCCUGCACCUCCUGGCAUAGGAAAUCGUGUUGCAGGUUAUGUUACUGGUUUGGCGGCAAUAGGUCCUCCGAUACUGGGUGUUGCACCAAUAGCGGUACCUCAACCGCAUACUCCGGAUCCGUGUGCAAAUUGUCCGAAUCAAAAUGCGAAUACUACUACAGCGGAUGCAACUGCUAGUCCACCUACUCCAACUCCUGAGCCCAAACCUCCCGCCACCAAACAGAAAUCCAUUCUCAAACCAACACCAAUUCCUGCUCCCAAUCCAGAAUCUUCAUCUUCUUCACCUCCUCCAUCUCCCAAAAAGUCUGAGUCUAAAUCCAAACUCGAACCCCCGCUCAGUAUCCUUACUCAUGCAAAUACAAAUCAAAAUGCAAACCCGAAUCCGAAGCCAGGAUGCUGACAAUCAUUGAAGAAGGAUUGUCUUCCUCUUGGGAAGAGGUCCAGUGAGAGUUUCUUAGUGCCGUCGGGGAACAGGGUCAAAUUUUGGGGGGAUAGUGAGCGAUAGUCAGCGAGGAAAGAUUAUGCUUCUUAUCUUUUAUAUCAUAUAGCGAGUCGUUGAUCGUUCGAGAGUAUAAUAGUCAUAGAGGAGCACGGCAAGUGCGCGGAGUCUGUAAUAAGCUUUUUGCAAAGAAGGGAUAGCUCAAUG